CAUCUCCGCCGUCCACUGCCCAUCCACCCCCCGCCGCCCGCAUGGCCGCCCACGCCGUCUCCCCGCUCACCGGCGGCCUCCUCCGCCGCGGCGUCCCCCUCCACCACAGCCGCCGCCUCCUCGCCGUCGCCGCGGUGGCCCCGGAAGCGCCGGCGCCUACCCCCGCGCCGUCCCAGCCGCCGCCGUCCCCGGCUCCGCCCCGAAAGGGCUACUUCCCGAAGCGCGGCGAGACCGUCGAGCUCAACUGCGAGGCGCUCGCCUUUAAGGGCAAGGGCGUCUGCAAGGUCGCGGGCUCCACCUUCGUUCUGCUCUGCGACGGCGCGCUCCCAGGCGAGCGCCUCAUCGCCCGCGUCCGCCGCCUCCGCCGCGGCACCUUCGCCGAGGCCGCCAAGCUCAAGACACUCGAGCCGCACCACGACGCCGUCGAGGCGCCUUGCCCCCUCGCGGCCGACUGCGGCGGCUGCAAGACCCAGGCCCUCGCGUACGCCGCGCAGAUCCGGCACAAGCACCUCCAGGUCCGCGACUUGCUCGUGAACGUGGGCAAGUUCGAUCCCAAGCGGCUGGAGAGCUCGGAGCCGGAUGCCAUCCUCAAGCCCAUCGUGCCGUGCGACGAGAUAUUUCGGUACAGGAACAAGAUGGAGUUCUCGUUUGGGACGAAGAGAUGGAUGCAGAGGGGGUGGAAGGAGAAGGAGGAGGAGGUGGUGGAGGAGGAAGCGAACGAGGUUGAUGGAUAUGCACUUGGGUUGCAUGCACCAGGGUUCUUUGACAAGGUGCUGCAUGUUGAGAAAUGCUUUCUACAGAGUGAAUCUGCUGAUAAGGUUCUUGCAGUUGUUCAAGAAACCUGGAUGGAUCCUUCCCUAGGCCUCACGCCUAAUGAUGUCCACAAGCAUGUUGGGUUUCUCAAGCAUCUUAUGAUAAGAACCGGAAGAAACGUCAGGACUGGAACUCCUGAAGUGAUGGUCAAUUUUGUGACAGCAUGUUAUAAACCAGAUCUAUUGAUGCCUCUUGUGGACAAUAUCACAAAAAUACCUGAAGUGGUCAGCGUCAUAAAUAAUGUGAACACAUCUGUUGGCAAUACAUCUGUGGGUGAACAAGAAUACACCUUGUAUGGGAAGCCAAACAUUACAGAGAUGUUGAGAGGACUUACAUUCCAGAUAUCUGCCAACUCCUUUUUCCAGACUAAUACAAAACAGGCAGAUGUUCUUUACGAGCUUAUUGAAGAUUCUGCUGGGCUUAAAGGAGAUGGCUCUGAAAUUGUUCUGGACUUGUUUUGUGGAACUGGGACCAUUGGCUUGACCCUUGCCAGAAGGGCAAAGCAUGUUUAUGGAUAUGAAGUGGUCCCUGAAGCCAUUGCAGAUGCUCGAAAGAAUGCCAAGUUGAAUGGUAUUAAUAAUGCAACAUUUGUUCAGGGAGACCUCAAUAAAAUCAAUGAAUCAUUCGGGAAGGAAUUCCCAAAGCCUGACAUAAUCAUCUCAGAUCCUAAUCGGCCAGGGAUGCACAUGAAGUUGAUCAAGUGGCUAUUAGAAGUUAAAGCCCCUCGAAUAGUGUAUGUCUCAUGUAACCCAGCUACUUGUGCACGGGAUUUGGACUACCUAUGUCAUGGCGUGGAAGAGAAAGAUUUGAGUGGAUGCUAUGAGCUGAAGAGUGUAAUUCCUGUGGAUAUGUUUCCCCAUACUCCUCAUAUUGAGUGUGUCUGCUUAUUGGAGCUGCGUUGAUUUUCACGGUUUUGAUCAGAAAUUUUUCAUGAGGGAAAUACUCGUUUGCUAUUUGCGGCAUGAAGGCCAUGGCGAGAUACCUGACCUGAUACUUUUUCAUUAAUGGGUACACUUUCCAUGAUUUCCAAAUGACUGAGGAACUCUGGUAUCUUCUUUUUGGACCGGCAAUUAAGGACUUAAGAUACAAACCAUGAUGUGUGUUACUUAACACUGGGAAGUUACUGGACAACUGAUCUGAAGACCCCAGCUUGGACUUUGUUGAAACACUUUUGAUGGGGAGAAUAUGCAGUGGAAACCACCUGGCAGGUGGAAACCUGAAAACUCGCACCAUGGACCGUUAGAUCGGAGAUGUGUGGUGCAUCGUGGAGCAACCAGUCAUGUGAUGCAUUUUGCAUUUUAACGCCCGCAUGACUAAACACUUUUUUCUAUUAGACCCUCCUCACUUCCAAAUGUACUGCUAGCCCCGUUCUAAUUUACAAAUCAUGACAUUAGAUGACCGUAGUAGGUGGCGUAUAAUAUUUACAACUCGAAUGAUUGGCUGGUUACAACUUCAGUUGCAACCGUGGGGUUUGUAUUUAUUGAACCAAGUUAGGAAUAUCCCAAUUUAAUGCGACCAGGGAAGUAAAUGGUCCUACGGUAUUUGCAACUCAGCGUGUAGACCGAUUGCAACUCCAACUAUUGGCUAGUUGCAACUGCAAGGUCGAAUUUAUUGUA
Molecule: messenger RNA, 2429 nt
Organism: Setaria italica (foxtail millet)
Lineage: Eukaryota; Viridiplantae; Streptophyta; Magnoliopsida; Poales; Poaceae
Exons: 10
Coding region: 42-1715 (557 amino acids)
Biological process (GO): RNA processing
Source: RefSeq, a predicted model, not a curated record